ACAUUCAAUACAUUCCUAAUUGUUCCAAUAUAUACUUCAAGCCCUACAUCUUCAUUGGAACACUAUUAAAUCAUAGAAUCCUCUUACUAGCGAAGCUUCUUGUAUUCUGCAUCAUGUAUUAUAUGCCUCCCUAGAAUUAUACAAACCUACACUCUUUGAUAAUCUCGGGACUAACAUACAUCAACUCCUGCAACAUCUAAAACAACGUCCUUUUGUCAAUAUCUGCACGACAUGCAGUGCGAUAUAUGUUUCCGUACAGGCGGGCAUAAACUUCCAUUCCUUUGUCCCACAGAUGCGCGCAACCAGCUUUACGAAUUUCGAGUCCAAACCGCUGGCGUUCUCGUAGAAAAGGAUGCCCUUGAUCGAGAAAUCAGCGAGCGCUUCCCGUCGCCGUCUUCAAAAGGGAUCAAACACGAAAAUGAACCACCUUUGGUUGUCACCCAGUCAAAUUACGAUGCAUUACUCGCUGAACGAGAGAAAAUCAUAGACCGCACGAACCAGAUUAUUGCUCAUGCAGAUGAGUUGAAGGCAAAGCUCGAGCGUGCAAAGGAGGAGCGCAGCAAGAAGAAGGCCGCAAAUGAUCAGAGAAGGGCAGACCUUAUUUCAGCUUCAAGCGGAAUCGAAGCUCGGAGGACAAAGCAAAUCCAAGAUAUCGAGGGUUCUACUCGCAGAACGAAAUACAGAUGGAACCAAGCAUAUAACCUUAUCGCUGGCUCUAGGGCUUAUCUUUGCUACGAAGCUGCCAAGUUAUAUGGGCUUCAGAGAGUCAAAAGAAGUACUGGCGGAGAAGAAUAUAAAAUAGGUGGCGUCGGCAUAGUAGACUUGAGGUUGAUGAACAGUACGUGCUCGCUUUCUGAAACCAAACACAAUGCUAACAGUCAUUUACAGCCGCGAGCCCUGCCCAGAUCUCUACCUCCUUAUCUCACAUCACUCAUGUUCUCAUGCUAGCUACUCACUAUCUCGCUACCCGAUUACCUGCAGAAGUGACCCUUCCUCAUCGAGAUUAUCCUUUACCCACGAUCUUCUCUUUAGCUUCAUCAUAUCUGCAUACCAAUGUACCAUUUCCUGGAGGGACGUCCAGCUCAAGCAACAGUCCUUCCACUUCUCGCCAUGCCGAAAAUCCCAAUCAACCUAGGCCCAGACCUUUGUGGAUUAACAAGCCUCUUCCCAUAUUAGCAAACGAGGAUUCGGCAGUCCAUACUUAUUUCCUCGAAGGUGCGGUCCUCCUCGCAUAUAAUGUAGCUUGGCUAUGUAAAAGUCAAGGGGUCUCUGUAGGAGAAAAUGGUACCACAAGUUUCGAAGACAUCUGCAACAUAGGUAAAAACCUAUGGAAACUUCUCAUAGGUGAUAAACCACAUCUACAACCCACACCACGCUCGGCACCUCUCAACCCGUCUUCACCCAAAAAUCUAGACUCUGAUGGAUACAUCGAAGGCGAAGACAAAAAGAAUCACAAAGUUGAACGUUCGCUUUUGGGUUGGGCUAGUCAUGGUUCUGCAUAUUCAUUCCUCGGCAGUGCAGAAGGGGCAGAAUUCAUACGCGGUUUCAAACUUCCGCGUCCGAAUCAACUGGCUGACAAAUUGAAAAGUAAACUCAUGAGCGAAGUGGCCAAUGCAGAAUGGGAAGUUUUGAGCCAGGAUGCAUGGGCGAUGGAGGAUGAAAUGCGCAGUGAUGGGGUUGUGGUGGGGGCUAGGAAAGAGGAAUCCGAGGCAGGGACUCCUGAGGUGAAAAGGGAGCGAGAUUAUAUGGCUGGGAUGCAGAGUUUUAUGAGUAUGAGAACUGUAAUGGACGCGGUUGAAAUGGUUGGUGAAGUGCCUGGUAUCAAUACGGGAAUUGCAGAGAGGCUUUCUUUUGGGCUAACGCAUGGUGCUAAGAAGGAUAGGGGAGAGGGAAAGAGGGAUGCUACAGCAGCAAUGGCUAAGGAUAAGGAUCAAGAUAAGAAAUCUGGAACGAGUGGAUGGACGAAAUUGAAACCUCGAGGGUAAGGUAGAGUAUAUACUGUAAGCUACUUACUACUACUGGGCUUUAUUACACCUAAUGCUAUUCACGCAUUUUUAUGAGCUGCUUUGAUGUUGGGAACCUGGAAUGGAAUUUGGUUAUGGAUAGGUUUAAGGUUCAGGUUAUGGUUAUGGAUAUGGAUAUGGAUACGGAUGGAUAUGUAUUUGGAAAGGCGUAAACUACGAUAUAUCUACUUCUCCAUAUGAGAAAAGAAGGGAGAAGAAUGCUGAUAGGGCAUGAACAGGCAGAUACAUUGCAGAGAUCUUAGAAUAUACAACACAAGAUUAAAUCGGAUAUGGAUCA
Sclerotinia trifoliorum is the source of this 2301-nucleotide messenger RNA. NCBI's taxonomy places the organism in Eukaryota, Fungi, Ascomycota, Leotiomycetes, Helotiales, Sclerotiniaceae. The record is from the annotation of a GenBank genome assembly.